Messenger RNA from Truncatella angustata, 2296 nucleotides. RefSeq names its product signal recognition particle 68 kda protein-like protein. The record is from RefSeq and is a predicted model, not a curated record. The transcript is spliced from 2 exons. Gene Ontology annotation, biological process: SRP-dependent cotranslational protein targeting to membrane. Gene Ontology annotation, molecular function: 7S RNA binding; endoplasmic reticulum signal sequence receptor activity; signal recognition particle binding. The coding region runs from base 225 to 2087 and encodes 620 amino acids. Gene Ontology annotation, cellular component: signal recognition particle, endoplasmic reticulum targeting. NCBI's taxonomy places the organism in Eukaryota, Fungi, Ascomycota, Sordariomycetes, Amphisphaeriales, Sporocadaceae.
AAACCAACUCCAGCUUUAUGAAUUUUGGUGGUUGACCCCCCACUUGCGAGGAUAAGGACAAGGACGAGGAUCGGAUUGCGCUUCGUGACAUCCAUCUACUCCGUAACUCACCUACAGCAGCUUCAUACAGUAGCUACUCUCCCUCCUCUGCCUCGGCAAUCCAACAAGAGAAAGCCGCCCAGCAGGAAGCUGUCACUGGCGCACCGAGCACCGGGUCCACAGCCAUGGAUAUCACCAGCUUCGUCAUCUCCUCCAGGAACCAGGCCCUGCUCUAUGGCGACUACUCCACCUACCACAAGCAGCUCACCAAGAAGCUUCUCAGCUGCCGCAGGAAGUUGAACAUUGCGGUCAAGAACAGAGGAAAGUUCAGUAAGAAGGGCGACUACAAGGAGAUCACCUCGGACCAGGUUGCCGAGAACCAUGCCUACCUCCAGCUUGUUCUGCUCACCGCAGAGCGGGACUGGGCCCAUGCCAUGGAGUUGAAGGCUGUUCAUUCAGCGGACGCCAAGGGAAUCACUGGCCGAACGAGGGUGCACAUCAUCGGAAGGCUUCACAAGGCAGCUCUAAUUGCCCACCAUCUCGUCGAGUUGCUCUCCAGCAGCGGUGCCAGUGGUGCCAAUAGCAUUGACCUGCUAGAGGCCAAGGCUUAUGCUGCUCUUCUCAGCGGCUCUGAACGCUUCGAGAGACAGAGUUGGGAGCAAUGUCUCAAGAGCUAUGCCACCGCCCGUAUCAUUUACAGCGCCUUGACGUCGGUUCAGAACCCCGAUACCGUCAAGGAUUUGAUGUCCGAAACCAUCGAUCCUUCCAUACGCUAUGCCGCAUACCAACUCAAGAUCCCCCGAACUCAGGCUGUACCCACGAUUGCGAGAAAGGCAUUUCCCUCGGACCAGCCCCUGUCUGAUGAGAUCAAUAAGCUGGACCCUGCCUUGUUGAAGCAGACUGGAGUCGAUGCCCAGAGGGAACAGGCCGACGCCCCGAGCGCACGUCAGAACAUUGAAUGGAGAGGCCGGCAGGUCAAGAUCGAGGAUGCCGCCAUUGCUGUAGCCCUUGCGGCCACUGAAGUUGCGACCGCCCGGCUGGCAAAGAGACUGUCGUCCUCCGAUGUAAUCCUACCCAAGGAGAUGGCCGCUGCAUACGAUGAAGUCCUCAUCGCCAGUCAGGAUGUUGCAGACAUCACGAAGCACGCAAUCGAUGAGCUCAAGGAAGAGGGCGUCUCCCAAAACGACUCGAGGGUUCAAAGUCUGCAGAUCACUAGAACUGCUGUCAACUACGAUAUGAUUAGUUGGAGGAUUGGACGCAAUCGAGUCUUGAGUGGUGACCAUGAUGGUGCUCUGCUUGACUCGGCCCCCAACACCACCAGGAAGGCCAAAAAGGAGACUGAGAAGGAGACAAGCGCACAGAAACCGAAACAUGAAGCUCCUGGCCGACAGAUCGCCAGAUUAAAGGAGAAGGUCGUCCUUUAUGACGCAACCCUUCAGAGUCUGGACUCGAUCAAGGAAUUGCCUGGUGUCGCAGCAGAUGAAGAUCUUCAAAAGCAGCUGGAUGCAACUUACCAAUACUUCCAUGCGCUCAAGUGCCUAUCUAUAGCGCGAUCCCACUCAAUAACUGGCAGUUCUGUCAACGCCCUGGCGCUUACGAAGCAUGCCCUUGCUGAAUGCCAGCAAUCUGCUGCUUUUUUCACAAACCACAUGUCUACUUCAGAGGACGGAGCGCCCGUGACUAUCGACAUCCGCGACAGCGAUAUUCACUUUCUUUCUAACCUGCUCAAGGGUGAACUGCAACGAUGUCGAGCCCUUGUAGAGAUUGAUAAUGUGCGAGCCAAGUCGCAAUCUACAGGCACCAAGUCCAGCACUCCCCUAGUCCACAGACUGUAUGAGUACCCGGCGGAGGGCGUUGACCUGGAGAAUCUGGUAUCUUACCCUCCCAAGAUAGAGCCCAUCCCAGUUAAACCCCUUUUCUUUGACGUCGCUUGGAAUUACAUUGAUUAUCCAGGACAAGUGCAUGUUGCUGCACCGAAUCAAGAAGAGCAGAAAGCGGGGGAGUCCACUCAAAAGAAGAAGGGAUGGUUUGGUUUUGGUCGAAGUUAAGAUACCAGCUUAUGAGAGAACGACCAAGUUUAUACACUCCUGAUCUUUCGCUAUGAGUGUCUAAUAAUCAAAUCCCCAGUUCGCUUUGACAAAUUUGCUAGAAAGUCGAUAAUACAUGCGGCGAAAUCAACGUCUCGAGAACUUUUUAUUUUAUUUUAUUCUUUUGUUCUUUUUAUUAUCAAAUUAUUGGCGGGGUUUGAGCCCACAGG